Molecule: messenger RNA, 2614 nt
Organism: Prunus dulcis (almond)
Lineage: Eukaryota; Viridiplantae; Streptophyta; Magnoliopsida; Rosales; Rosaceae
Product: myosin-9
Exons: 5
Coding region: 385-2454 (689 amino acids)
Source: RefSeq, a predicted model, not a curated record
AUUAAAACAAAAAAACAAACUUUAAAGGAAAAAACAGAGGGAGACUGGUUGGUAGUGAUCGUUGUCGUCUCUGCUACGCACCGUCGCUGGGUCUGUCUUCUCCUCCCCCUCCUUCUUCUUCAUCUUUUUUACAGGUACGAAUCACUUUUCUCAAUCCCUCUCUUCGAAGUAACAACAGCUUCCACUUUCUUGUUUACCGCCAAAAUUCCCAACUCAUCAAUACAUAAAUUUGUUAAUUCCAUUACCUAUUCGGAUUCCAAUUCGAAAUCCCUAGGAUUUUCGAAUUUUAUAUUUGUAAAUUACGCUCAAUUUGGUGGAAAUUGGAAUGAGACUUUGCUUGUACAACCGGCGAUAGCAAAAGUUUGGAAAUUUGGAAAGUACCAAAUGGCAAGUGCUGGCGACGAAGACAACGAUGCGGUGCUUAGUGACGUGGAGGGCGACGAUUCAGUGCCGGUCGCGAUUAAGACUGCAUCGCCAGACGAAAUCUCCGCGGAGCGAUUCCGCGAGCUCGUCGCCGAGCUAGAUCGCGAGCGACAAGCUCGAGAGGCGGUGGAGAAUUCGAAAUCGGACCUUCAAAUUCAGUUCAAUCGAUUGAAGGCUCUGGCUCACGAGGCCAUAAAGAAGCGCGACGAGUGGGGGAGGCAGAGAGAUGAGGCGUUGCGUGAAAAGGAGGAAGCUUCUAAAACCAACGAGAAGGUCUCGGCGGAAUUGGCCGAGUCGCAUAGGGCAAAGGACGAGGCUUUGCAGCAGAGGGAUGAGAUUGCGAAGCAAUUGGACGAGGUGGUGAAGGAGAGGGACGGUUUGAGGUCAGAUAUUGGGAAUUCGACUCAUAUGCUCAUGUCUGGAAUCGAUAAGAUAUCGGGGAAGGUUAGUAAUUUUAAGAAUUUUGGGGUUGGGGGGUUGCCAAGGUCGCAGAAAUACACGACAGGAUUGCCUGCGGUUGCUUAUGGAGUUAUUAAGCGAACGAAUGAGAUUGUGGAAGAGCUUGUUAGACAGAUUGAUUCCACGGCCAAGUCUAGAAACGAAACGAGGGAGCAGAUGGAUCAGAGAAAUUACGAGAUUGCCAUUGAGAUUUCUCAGUUGGAGGCCACGAUUGGUGGUUUGAGAGAAGAGGUCGCGAAAAAGACCUCCAUUGUUGAGAAGUUAGAGAAGAGUAUGGCAGAAAAGAAUGGCAAAGUGUCGGAGAUUGAACGGGAGAUGGAGGAGAAGUUGAGUAAGGCUGAGAGUGAGGUUUCAGAGUUGAAGCAGUUAGUUGGAGAGUAUGAUGAUAAGUUGACGAAUUUAGACUCGAAAAUGGAAGCACAGAGGCCUUUACUCUUUGAUCAGUUGGAUUUGGUUUCGAAAAUUCAUGACCGGCUAUAUCAUGUUAUGAGAAUCGUUGAUGCCAAUAAUUUGGAUCAGUCGGAGUUUUCAGAGUCCCUGUUUCUCCCUCAAGAAACGGACAUGGAGGAGAACAUACGUGCAACUUUGGCUGGAAUGGAAUCCAUUUAUGAGUUGACCAGGAUUGUUAUUGAAAAGACAAGGGAUUUAACUGAGGAAAAGAACCGCGAAAUUAAGAGUUUGGAUGAAACAGUGAAUCGGUUAGUUAAAGAGAAAGAACAAAUUGGAUCAUUACUUAGGAGCGCAUUGUCAAAGAGGAUCACAUCAAGUCCAUCUUCUAAAACGAGUGAAUUGUUUCAAGUUGCAGAAAAUGGUUUAAGGGAGGCCGGGAUAGAUUUCAAGUUUAGUAAGCAUGUUGGGGAUGGGAAAGUGGAUACACUUGAGACAGAGGAGGAUGAAAUAUAUGCGUUAGCUGGUGCUUUGGAGAACAUUGUUAAGGCAUCUCAGCUUGAGAUCAUUGACCUGCAGCAUUCUUUGGAGGAAUUAAGGGCAGAGUUGAGUUUACUCAAACAGCAUGUUGAGGCUCAAGCUAAGGAGCUCGACCAUAGAAUGCGUAGAAUUGAGGAACUUGAAGAAAAGGAGAGAGUAGCGAAUGAAAGUGUUGAAGGGCUGAUGAUGGACAUUGCUGCUGCUGAAGAAGAAAUUGCAAGAUGGAAAGCAGCAGCCGAGCAAGAAGCUGCUGCAGGCACAGGUGUAGAACAAGAAUUUCUGGCACAGUUGUCGGCGCUUAAGCUUGAACUUGAGGAGGCAAAGCAGGCGAUUGUGGAAUCAGAGAAGAAACUCAAGUUCAAAGAAGAGACAGCUGAUGCUGCCAUGGCAGCCAGAGAUGCUGCUGAGAAGUCAUUGAAAUUGGCAGACUUGAGGGCAUCCAGGCUCCGGGAUAGAGUAGAGGAGCUUACCCGUCAGCUAGAAGAAUUUGAAAGUCGGGAAGACUCAAGGAGGGGCCUGAGUGGACCUAGAUAUGUAUGCUGGCCAUGGCAGUGGCUUGGGCUGGACUUUGUGGGGGUCAGUCGCUCUGAUAUACAACAAGAGAGUAGUUCAAAUGAAAUGGAGCUCUCUGAACCUCUUCUUUGAUUAACACAUUUCCCCCCCUUCUCUAUACUUCUUAUUUUGUGUAUUUAUUGUGAUCUUUCAAAAUUAGAACAGUAAAAAAGGAAAAAUCGCAUAAUCUUCUAACGCUUCUGCUCUUCAGUUCCCCCUUAUUUUUAGAGAUAAUGUAAUUGAUUGUUUGAUU